AUGUCAAACGCCAACAGCAUAAUCAACCCAUCAUCCUCUGCGCAAAAUGAUAGACGUCAGUUUGGCAAUGCGGCCUAUCACGGAACACAUUACGUACAUGUUCUUUUGAGUUUCCGUCCGUUAUACUCUGAAAUGAAAGUCCUCAAUAAAACAUCUGCGUUUAUCGGACAGUUUGGGCAGCUAGAGGGUAUGCCACAAAUAACGCUGGUAGAUUUCGAAGGCCCAGGAGAUGGAGAAGGCUUUCGCCGCAAGCAACAGCCGCACUCUGUUUCAACUGAUCUGAUCAACGGGUCAAAAGAAGGCAGGUGUCAGUGGGACAACAUGCGAAAAAUCGGAGCAGCAAUUCACUCCCUCAAUCGCCAUCUUGAGCAGUGGGCUGAGCACUUCCAAGAACAGUUUACCUGGUCACCUUCAAUACAACCACUGAAAGAACCAACCGACCCGAAAGAAACAACGACACCAACUCACCAUCAGCAACAGAAAUCAAGUGCAAGAUUACAAUCACGAAGCGCAACAAGACACCUGGCCCGGAUGUUCUAUGCCUCACGCUCUUCAAACAAAGUGGUGAGGUUCUAG
This is a messenger RNA of Opisthorchis viverrini, 576 nucleotides long. RefSeq lists its product as hypothetical. The record is from RefSeq and is a predicted model, not a curated record. Bases 1 to 576 code for a protein of 191 amino acids. The transcript has 3 exons. NCBI's taxonomy places the organism in Eukaryota, Metazoa, Platyhelminthes, Trematoda, Opisthorchiida, Opisthorchiidae.